GCAGCAUCAGCAUCACCACCAUCAUCAUCAGCAUCACCCUCCAUUCUCGGUCACAAGGACAAGCUCUGCAUCCAGAGCCGCACAGGGAACGAGGACAGUCUUUUUCAUUUUCUGUAGUAAGAAUCCUUAUCACAAAGCAGCGACAUGUUGGCCUGCACGGAGCUGAUCACCAUGUGUCUCCAAUCCGCCAAACACGAACACCUGAGAAAGCAGCAGGAGCUCGACCAUAACCAGAACCAAGGCAUCGCUUUAUUCCAAGAUAUUUUUCGUCGGGCAGACAAAAAUGAUGAUGGGAAGCUCUCCAUGGAGGAGUUCCAGUCCUACUUCACUGAUGGCGUCCUGACUGAAGAGCAGAUGCAGGAGCUGUAUUACUCCAUCGACAGGCAGCAGACAGACAAUCUGGACAUAGAGAAGCUCUCAGCUUACUUUGCUCCUCAUCUUGGGGAAUAUGUCAACGUCCUGUCUGCACUGGAAAAGCUCAACGUGGCAAUUUUAAAGGCAAUGGAUAAAACUAAAGAGGAGUAUCAGGGCUCAUCUGUGCUGGGUCAGUUUGUCACUCGGUUUCUGCUGAGGGAAACAUCCUCCCAGCUUCAGUCCUUGCAGUCUUCUCUGGACUGCGCCACAGAAGCUGUCCAUGACAACGGCUACACAGGGAGGAUAGUGAAGAAGCCAGAGGACCUUCCUAUUCAGAGGGUCACCAAACGACCCAACAGACGUAUCCAGAAGAACAUGUGUCUCUCUCCUACUGACCCCUACUCCGGCAUGCUAACCACAGGGGUCAGCGUGGAGCCAGAAAACCCCUGGAGCUCCCAGAUCAACCAGCUGGAACAACUCAUGGAUAAACUGGACUGUGAGAGUCCCCGUCUUGAACCUCUGAAGGAGGACACUUUGGCAGGGACAUAUAAAUCGAACAUCCUUCUGGUUCAGAGGCAGAUGUCUGUGAAGGAGAGAGAUGUGGAGCAGUUUCAGCAAGCUCUGAAAGUCUACACAGAUGCCACCAGCAGCCAGCUUAAUAACCUACACAUUUCAGUCCAAAACCUGCCAGACAGAUCAUGCUUCAUCAUGUAUGAGUUUUGGCAGGACCGUCUCUCCUGGAUGAGCUACCUGCAGUCAUCUAUCAGCAAAACAUUUCAGCGCUGCAUCAUUGACUCGCUGGAGGAGCCAGAAAUAGUCUCCACUAUGCUUCUUCCAGCUUCCUGGUGGAUCAUGAACAAUAACUAAACCAACAACAUAGCUGCUUAAAACACCACGGAACCAGAAGAACAGAGAAAACGCUUCUGCAUCCUUUUGGUUUGAUGCAAUUUGUUUUCUUUUGGCAUUACUUGGGGUUGUUUUAUAGCAUUUUACUUCAGCUAAAAAGGAAAGCUGAGAAAAUUUGCAAUAAAAUGGAAACAAACAACCAUCUCAGAUUGCAGAAAAAAAGAAGAGGUAAAACUGUGCUUAACUGGGCAAACCAGAGCCUAAUGCUUGCUUCACAUUCACAUGCACAUUUUAAUCUACUUACCAUUUUGCAACACAAGAGAAUAUUAAAGAUAUGCAUGAUUACUUGUUUUAUUUUAUUUUUUUCUGCAUCCUGCAGUUGAUAGAUACAAAUUGCAGCAAUUUAUAGAAAUAAAAAGAGAAAAUAUUUUGGUUCCAUCCACUCCUUUUUCCUCCAAUGAUAGAAAAAACAACAAUACUAGUGAUUUGGUUUGCUAUGUCCUCUUGCUCUCCCUGUGCUAUUGUGCUUUGUUGUCUCCUUCAAAGCAUUCGCUACCAGGCAUCAUUUUUGCAGCACUCUCAUAAAAAAACUGCUUCUGAAUAGUGAUCUGUAUCUUAACAUUUAUCGUCUGUGUCACUCCUGCACUUUAAAAAAUAGAUAUAUAUGUUGAACAUGAACAUCGUUGUGAAGAAUGAGAUUUUUUAUUUUGUCUUUUGUAAAAUUAUUCUGUAGUUGAGGAUAGCUAAGAGAGAUGCUGGUGAGGAACAAGUCACUAGGUAAUCAUACAGUUUUACUGUACUGUUACUCUCAACAUUAAAUAAAUCUAAUACUCUACGUAUGCAGUGUGUCAUUAAUAGAGAUUAGAGGUAAAAAGAUAUAAAGAAAUUUUUAUUUAGGAAUUAAUGAUGGACAAGUUCUAAGUCAUAUUACAGCAGAAAGAAUCCCAGUUAGGAUA
This is a messenger RNA of Cyprinodon variegatus (sheepshead minnow), 2156 nucleotides long. Its product is annotated as N-terminal EF-hand calcium-binding protein 1-like. Gene Ontology annotation, biological process: regulation of amyloid precursor protein biosynthetic process. Gene Ontology annotation, cellular component: cytoplasm; Golgi cis cisterna; endoplasmic reticulum. Gene Ontology annotation, molecular function: calcium ion binding. The record is from RefSeq and is a predicted model, not a curated record. Lineage: Eukaryota; Metazoa; Chordata; Actinopteri; Cyprinodontiformes; Cyprinodontidae. The transcript is spliced from 12 exons. Bases 145 to 1221 code for a protein of 358 amino acids.